UUUCUAACCCCCCAAAAAGAAUUCCAUUCAAACUCAAUAGUUUAGGCUUUAGGGGGAAAAGAAAGAGCACGCAGAAUGACGUGAAAUUGCAGAAGGAAUAUCUGGGAAGAUCCCAUUCCCAGCUGGCCGGCACCAUUCGCAUAAAAAAUUCAGUCCAUUGUACGUUUUUGAUACUAGAAUGAAUCCCGCACCAUCACAAAUCUUACACCCACAAAAAUGAUUUUGUUUUAAAUUUACGAAGAGGAGAUUCGUUAACAUCUCAAAUUCUCACAAGACAAAUACACAGAAAGAAGAGAGGGAGAGGAAGCAUGGGGUUUGAAGGGAAACAGAGAAAAGAAGAAGAAGAAGAAGAAGAGGGAGUAAUGGCUACAGAUUUUUUCUGGUCAUAUACAGAUGAGCCUCAUGCCUCUCGUAGAAGGCAGAUACUCUCUCAGUAUCCUCAAAUCAAACAACUCUUUGGCCCUGACCCCUUUGCUUUCCUCAAGAUUGCUAUGGUUGUUGUUCUUCAGCUAUGGACAGCAACCUAUCUCCAUAAUGCAGGUUGGCUGAAGAUAUUGAUAGUAGCUUAUUUUUUUGGAUCUUUCCUCAACCACAAUCUCUUCUUAGCCAUUCAUGAGCUAAGCCACAAUCUAGCCUUCUCAAAGCCAGUUUACAACCGUUGGCUCGGGAUUUUUGCUAAUCUUCCCAUCGGUGUACCCAUGUCUGUAACUUUCCAAAAGUAUCAUCUUGAGCACCAUCGUUUUCAAGGGGUGGACCGAGUUGAUAUGGAUAUCCCAACUCUCACUGAAGCCCAUCUGGUGAGGAAUAUCGUUUCUAAAUCGAUAUGGGUUAUUCUCCAACUCUUCUUUUAUGCUUUCCGACCAAUUUUUAUCAAACCAAAACCACCGGGCAUAUGGGAGUUUGUUAAUCUAAGUAUCCAGCUCGCCCUUGAUGCUGGUAUAGUACAUUUUUGGGGAUGGAAGUCAUUUGGCUAUUUGAUACUGUCCACCUUUGUUGGAGGAGGGAUGCACCCCAUGGCCGGUCACUUCAUCUCUGAACAUUACGUAUUCAAACCUGAUCAAGAAACAUAUUCUUAUUACGGUCCCUUGAAUCUUAUGACAUGGAGCGUAGGAUACCACAACGAGCACCAUGAUUUCCCUAGGAUCCCCGGCACCAAGCUUCAGAAGGUGAGGGAGAUUGCACCGGAGUUCUAUGAUAAUUUAGAUUCAUAUAAAUCUUGGAGUCAGGUCAUCUACAUGUACAUAAUGGACCGGACGGUUGGACCGUUCAGCCGGAUGAAAAGAAAUAUAUCUACCAAGAAAUCCGAAUAAUUUCGUCUUCUUUCCGGGCUGAAUAUGCGAGAUGCUCUUUAGUUUUCUUGAUUUUUCUUGAUUGUUUUGUUUUGAAACAUUAUUUACACGCUGUAGGUUAGGUUUUGUAAACGAGCCUUCGGUUUUUUGACCAUCUAAUAUAUUGUUAGCAUU
Molecule: messenger RNA, 1463 nt
Organism: Olea europaea var. sylvestris
Lineage: Eukaryota; Viridiplantae; Streptophyta; Magnoliopsida; Lamiales; Oleaceae
Product: sphingolipid delta(4)-desaturase DES1-like
Exons: 3
Coding region: 309-1310 (333 amino acids)
Biological process (GO): ceramide biosynthetic process
Cellular component (GO): membrane
Molecular function (GO): sphingolipid delta-4 desaturase activity
Source: RefSeq, a predicted model, not a curated record